Messenger RNA from Nicotiana tabacum (common tobacco), 732 nucleotides. RefSeq lists its product as uncharacterized. Gene Ontology annotation, biological process: regulation of DNA-templated transcription. NCBI's taxonomy places the organism in Eukaryota, Viridiplantae, Streptophyta, Magnoliopsida, Solanales, Solanaceae. The record is from RefSeq and is a predicted model, not a curated record. Gene Ontology annotation, molecular function: DNA-binding transcription factor activity; DNA binding.
AUGGCUAAACCAGAGCCCUUGAAUUGUCCAAGAUGUGGAUCAACCAAUACAAAAUUUUGUUACUACAACAAUUACAACAAAUCACAGCCUCGCCAUUUUUGUAAAGGCUGUAAAAGGCAUUGGACUGAAGGUGGCAUUCUUCGUAACGUCCCCGUUGGCGGCGGCCGGAAAAAUAAACGGCUCAAGAUCACAAGGGAAAAGAGUAAUUCUCCAGUGGUUGUUGAUGAUGAAGAGAAAAAUGUAUUUGAUAAUUUGUAUCAUGAGCUAAAUCUCCCUUCAUCUUCACUACCACAUGAUACAAUCACCAACAACCUACAUUUGAAUUCUCCAAAAAUAUUGUCGCACUCGUGUCAGACCCUGAAAAGAUGCACUACUUCUGAAAGAUCUGACACAGACCCAACAGUAUUUUUAAAGAGUCCGAGCAACAUAGCGAAAACAGGUGUUCCUCAAGAUGAAGAUAUGCUACUUUCUUUCUCUAGUGCUAUAGGGUCGUCCUUUAACAAAAUUCCAUGUUCUAUUCCCACAUCUGCUGAUCAAUCUUCAAAUAUUUAUAAUUACAUGGAAAAUCUUGAUAGUACUAUGGAGGAGUCAACUAUUACAUGGCAAGGUCCAGGAACAAGUAGUCUAAUGAUGGAAAAUAUGCAAAGUUAUUGGAAUUGGAACGAUAUCGAGGCAUUGGUUUCAGGUGAUGAUCUUAAUAUACUAUGGGAUGACACUGAGAUCAAACCAUAA